AUGUCUAGCGGGUCAUUGGAAAGAACUGUGUCAGCACAGACAGCGCCCGCAGUAGUACCUCUGAGAAGCAAUGACCAAAUUUCUGUUCCAGAGGACAGUACAAAACGAUAUUCCGUCUCGGGACGGAAACAUGUGAAGAGAACUGUUACGACGCCUGGCCGUUUCCAGACUGAAAUCAAAAUAGACGAACGCCUGAUCAGAAAAUACCCCACCGUGAAGUCCGAAGCCAGCUGGUUCUACAGGUUUGUUGCCUUCAUGAAGGAGAUCAAGCACGUCAUGUUUGACGACGUACUUGACUUCAUUGAUGGUUUCUACGCACGGUUCUGGAAAUGGUCGUUGAUGGUGUGGAUAAUGCAAAAGUACAACGCAAACAAGGAUAGGCGGUAUGUCGGCACUCUGCUGCAAGUAAUCAAGCUGCUCUUGAACACCCGAACGGUUAUCUUUCUUCCUUUGUUCCCUGUCGGAAUUGUGCUCUAUGCCAAGAAAUCGGACAUUGGCGCAGUUAUCACGUUGGUGCUGGCCUUGAUGUAUUUCGCCAAAAUCCUGUCCAAUGUCACUGAGCACGCAGAACACCACGUGGGGCCGGCCUUGGGUGCGCUGUUAAAUGCCACCUUUGGAAACCUCGUGGAGCUCAUCAUUUCCGGAACGACAGUGUCGAAAGACGACGCAACGUUGACCAUCACCUCACUGGUGGGAUCGAUCAUCUCGAACAACCUGCUUGUCAUUGGCUCUUGUUUCUUCUUUGGCGGCUUGGAAGGUAUGCAGUUUGCUACUUCUGCAGUGAAGGGAAUCGCCAACCACAUGUUUUUCUUGGCGUGCAUCACCGUUAUAUUAUCCAUGAUGUCUGUGAUCUCCGUGAUUGACCCCGGAAAAAGCAUGCAAUUCAAGAUGAAUACAUCUCAGAUUGGUGCUGCUUUCAUCUUUGUUGUGUACGCGACUUACCUGGUGGUUUCCACAAACGAGGAGUUUAAGUCGAUGAAGAGAGUGAAACUGAAAAGCAAGCAGCAAGAAGAUGCCCUGGAGGGCCAGCCGUUGGACACCGACUCAGAGCUAGACAGCGAUUCCGAAAGCGAUUCCGAGUUUGAAGGCGAAGAAGAGAUCUUCCCACUCAGAGUCUGCUUCAUCGCUCUGCUCGUUUCGGUGGCAGGCCUGGGCCCCACGUCGAACUUUUUCGUCGAGUCUCUGAAAACUCUCACCGACGAUAAGCCGAUAUCCAAGGUAUUUAUUGGUAUGGUGAUUCUUCCCUUGGCCGGCUCGCUUCCAGAACACAUCUCGUCCUUAAUCAGCGCUCACCAUAACAAUAUGGCACUGUCUGUUUCACUAGCAAUAGGUUCCUCGAACCAGGUGCUGGGAAUGGUCCUUCCAAUCAUCCAGUUCAUCUCCCCUACGUGGCUGCGUACAUCUUCUGCAGCUCUGUGGCGUGCAUUUCGUCCCUGGUCCACGGAUGCAUUGUCUACUUGA
Molecule: messenger RNA, 1461 nt
Organism: Ogataea polymorpha
Lineage: Eukaryota; Fungi; Ascomycota; Pichiomycetes; Pichiales; Pichiaceae
Exons: 2
Coding region: 1-1461 (486 amino acids)
Biological process (GO): intracellular calcium ion homeostasis; calcium ion transmembrane transport
Cellular component (GO): fungal-type vacuole membrane
Molecular function (GO): calcium:proton antiporter activity
Source: RefSeq, a predicted model, not a curated record